UUGUACCAAAGAGAUAUAGAAAAAGCAAUUGAAAUGUCACUAAUGAAUACACCUUAUGACAGAAAGGAUAAUGAUGUUGGACAAAAUGAAAGCAGUCAUAUCAAAAUAAAUGGUGAAGGUAUCGAUGAUGAUGCACGCGACACCUGCGAUGCACGUGACACCUGCGAUAAGAGUAGUGCUAAAGUGAACAAGAUUCAUGACAAUGAUGUCGAAAGUGAUUCCAAUGAAAAGAAAAUUGUGAACCUAAAGAACGGCAAGAAAAUGUCUGGUGGGAGUCAUAUGUUUUCCGAGUCAUCCGACUACAAAUGCACCCCUGUUGUUGGUACAAAGGAGAAAAAGUCAUCACCUAUAAAUUCUUCUAAAGAGAGCGUUAAGCAUAUGAAAAAUGAGGGGACAAUCUCAACAUUUUCUUCACCUAAACUGUUUACAAACAAAACCAGCGGUUCUUUUUGUCUUGGCGGUGUUAAAAUUAAGAAUCCAGGUCCGCCAUUACGUGUAGGACUAUCAAGAAACCAUAAGGUAAAACCACUUCACAAUAACGUUACGCUUUCUCAAUAACAACUUACUUACACCAAAAUAUUUUAUCUCUGUUUUAAUAAAAUAUGUGAAAUGAGUUGUAGGUGAUUUGUAAAUAUUUCAAUGUAUAAUAAACAUUGUAAUUAUACAGUAAAAAAACACUCAAAACAUGUCGUUACGGCC
This is a messenger RNA of Xenia sp. Carnegie-2017, 699 nucleotides long. Its product is annotated as RAD51-associated protein 1-like. NCBI's taxonomy places the organism in Eukaryota, Metazoa, Cnidaria, Anthozoa, Malacalcyonacea, Xeniidae. The record is from RefSeq and is a predicted model, not a curated record. Bases 34 to 558 code for a protein of 174 amino acids. The transcript has 3 exons.